GAGAGCAUGGUGCCAGCGCCCGGGUUAAUCUAGUUCUCUGCUCGCUCCCUUUUUUUUCCUUCUCCUCGUCUUCCUCCUCCUCCUCUCCCCCCUCCCCUCCUGUCGGUGCCGCCUCAGGGUUCCCGGCGUGUGGGAGUGCAAGUCGCUGCCUCUCCAAGGAGACCGGUUUGUGACCACUGAACAGAACUUGCCCAUUGAAAGCAAGCCCGGAACAGCUGGAUAAUGUCCACUCCGAGCAGAUUCAAAAAGGACAAAGAGAUCAUAGCCGAGUAUGAAAGUCAAGUCAAAGAAAUUCGAGCUCAACUGGUAGAACAACAAAAAUGCCUGGAGCAGCAAACGGAGAUGCGAGUUCAGCUUCUCCAGGACCUGCAAGAUUUCUUCCGAAAAAAAGCCGAAAUUGAAACAGAAUAUUCUCGGAACCUGGAGAAGUUAGCAGAAAGGUUCAUGGCCAAAACUAGAAGCACUAAGGACCAUCAACAAUACAAGAAAGACCAGAACCUGUUAUCUCCGGUGAACUGCUGGUAUUUGCUCCUGAACCAAGUGAGGAGAGAAAGCAAAGACCAUGCCACCUUGAGUGACAUCUAUCUGAACAACGUGAUUAUGCGCUUCAUGCAGAUCAGUGAGGAUUCCACCAGGAUGUUUAAAAAGAGCAAAGAGAUUGCAUUCCAACUUCAUGAGGAUUUAAUGAAGGUUCUUAAUGAGCUUUAUACGGUGAUGAAAACAUACCAUAUGUAUCAUGCAGAGAGCAUCAGUGCCGAGAGCAAGCUGAAAGAGGCCGAGAAACAAGAGGAAAAGCAAAUUGGGAGAUCUGGUGAUCCAGUCUUCCACAUUAGACUGGAAGAGAGGCACCAGCGGCGAAGCUCUGUGAAGAAAAUUGAAAAAAUGAAAGAAAAGAGACAAGCAAAAUAUUCAGAAAAUAAGCUAAAAUCAAUUAAGGCCCGGAAUGAGUAUCUUCUAACGCUUGAAGCAACUAAUGCCUCAGUUUUCAAGUAUUAUAUUCAUGAUCUUUCAGAUUUAAUUGAUUGCUGUGAUCUUGGCUACCAUGCAAGUCUGAACAGAGCGCUAAGAACAUAUCUCUCUGCGGAAUAUAACCUUGAAACCUCCAGACAUGAAGGCUUAGACAUUAUUGAGAAUGCAGUUGACAAUUUAGAGCCCAGGAGUGAUAAGCAGAGAUUCAUGGAGAUGUACCCUGCUGCAUUCUGUCCACCAAUGAAGUUUGAGUUUCAGUCUCACAUGGGUGAUGAGGUGUGCCAGGUCAGCGCCCAGCAGCCGGUGCAGGCGGAUCUGAUGCUCAGGUACCAACAGCUGCAGUCCCGCCUCGCCACGCUCAAAAUCGAAAACGAGGAGGUCAAGAAAACAACUGAAGCCACCUUGCAGACAAUACAAGACAUGGUCACCAUUGAGGACUAUGAUGUUUCUGAAUGCUUCCAGCAUAGUCGCUCCACGGAGUCUGUGAAGUCCACUGUCUCUGAAACCUACCUGAGUAAGCCCAGCAUCGCCAAGAGAAGAGCUAACCAGCAGGAAACAGAACAGUUCUACUUCAUGAAACUCAGAGAAUAUUUGGAAGGCAGUAAUCUCAUUACAAAACUUCAAGCCAAACAUGACUUGCUGCAGAGGACUCUUGGAGAAGGUCAUAGAGCUGAAUAUAUGACUACAAGGCCUCCAAAUGUUCCCCCUAAGCCCCAGAAACACAGGAAGUCCAGACCCCGCUCACAGUAUAAUGCUAAGUUGUUUAAUGGGGAUUUGGAAACAUUCGUCAAGGACUCAGGGCAGGUCAUCCCCCUCAUUGUGGAAAGCUGUAUUCGGUUCAUCAAUCUUUAUGGUCUUCAGCAUCAGGGGAUUUUCAGAGUGUCUGGUUCCCAGGUGGAAGUCAAUGACAUUAAAAAUUCAUUUGAGAGAGGUGAAAAUCCUUUGGCCGAUGACCAGAGUAACCAUGACAUUAACUCAGUUGCUGGCGUUCUAAAGCUCUAUUUCCGUGGGCUGGAAAACCCCCUCUUUCCUAAGGAAAGAUUUAAUGAUCUGAUUUCUUGUAUCAGAAUAGAUAAUCUCUAUGAGAGGGCGCUGCACAUCCGCAAACUCCUCCUAACCCUGCCCAGGUCGGUCCUUAUAGUGAUGAGGUACCUCUUUGCCUUCCUCAAUCAUCUUUCACAGUACAGUGAUGAGAACAUGAUGGACCCCUAUAACCUGGCCAUUUGCUUUGGCCCAACAUUGAUGCCCGUCCCAGAAAUACAGGAUCAAGUGUCUUGCCAGGCUCAUGUGAAUGAAAUUGUCAAAACCAUCAUCAUCCACCAUGAGACUAUUUUCCCUGAUGCGAAAGAGCUGGAUGGCCCUGUUUAUGAGAAAUGUAUGGCUGGUGAUGACUAUUGUGACAGCCCAUACAGUGAGCAUGGUACCUUGGAGGAAGUGGACCAAGAUGCUGGGACAGAGCCCCACACCAGUGAAGAUGAAUGUGAGCCAAUAGAAGCAAUAGCCAAGUUUGACUAUGUGGGGCGGUCUGCCAGAGAGCUGUCCUUCAAGAAGGGUGCCUCCCUGCUGCUGUAUCACCGCGCGUCCGAGGACUGGUGGGAAGGCAGGCACAACGGGCUUGACGGGCUUGUGCCCCACCAGUAUAUAGUGGUGCAGGACAUGGAUGAUACGUUUUCUGACACUCUGAGCCAAAAAGCUGACAGUGAGGCCAGUAGUGGGCCAGUCACUGAAGACAAGUCCUCAUCCAAGGACAUGAACUCCCCGACAGACCGCCAUUCUGAUGGCUACUUAGCCAGACAAAGAAAAAGAGGAGAGCCACCCCCUCCAGUAAGGCGUCCUGGCAGGACCAGUGAUGGCCAUUGCCCCCUUCACCCCCCGCACGCCCUUUCCAACUCCUCGGUUGACCUGGGGUCUCCAAACCUGGCCAGUCACCCCCGGGGCCUGCUGCAGAACCGUGGCCUCAACAAUGACAGUCCCGAGAGGAGGCGCCGGCCGGGCCACGGCAGCCUGACCAACAUUAGCCGGCACGACUCCCUCAAGAAGAUGGACAGCCCUCCUAUCAGGAGGUCCACGUCGUCAGGGCAGUACACGGGCUUCAGUGACCACAAGCCGCUGGACCCAGAGACCAUUGCUCAGGAUAUUGAGGAGACGAUGAACACCGCUUUGAGUGAACUACGAGAACUGGAGAGACAGAGCACAGCGAAGCAUGCCCCGGAUGUGGUGCUGGAUACCUUGGAACAAGUGAAAAACUCUCCCAUCCCUGCCACUUCCACGGAAUCUCUCAGUCCUUUGCACAACGUCACCCUCAGGAGCUCUGAGCCUCAGAUUCGACGUAGCACUAGCUCCUCCAGUGACACAAUGAGUACUUUCAAGCCUAUGGUGGCACCCAGAAUGGGCGUGCAGCUGAAGCCCCCAGCCCUUAGGCCGAAACCUGCUGUUCUUCCAAAAACAAACCCCACCAUAGGACCUGCCCCGCCUUCCCAGGGUCCAGCAGACAAGUCUUGCACGAUGUAAAAACCAGCUGAGCAAGGUCAUAAAGGGAGGUGAUUUUAAAAAGAAAACGGAUUAGCGACAAAAGUCAACGAUCCAUAACUUUGCUUAGUUUUGUGCUUAUAACUGGAGAUCUUUGGCUUUUCUAUGUUGUCGAAUGUAAUGUCUGAGACUAGCUAAAUUAACACGGGCAUUUGUAUUUUGUAAAUUUUUUUUAAUAACUGGACAUAUCUUAUGUCAUUUUAAAGACAAUAGAGACACUUAGACUUACUUGAAAAUCCAAUGCUGCACCACUUGUAAUGAAGGCAACACUGCUCUCCGCAUUGUACAGUGCUUCAGAUUUAGUGUAGCCCAGGUGAGUCAGACAUGUCUUGAUCCGAAGGCAGGAGAAUCCGAGUUCCAGGUCUCAUUGGUCUCAUCACCAGUGUUGGCCUGUGGUAUUUGGGGUAAUGGCUGAAAGGUGACAAUGGCGUUGGGUGGCAGCUGACAGUGAGCACCUCUGAUUCUGUGUAGAGCAGAGGUCCAGCUCCUGCUCAAGGCUUGCAGUUGUCACCGUGGGAUAUUCCCAGUGGGACCUUCAGCCCACGGUUUGAGUGGGUUGGAUGAUUGCCUCUUUCAUAACAAUCAUUUCCCUAGGUCCAGGUUACAUACUCAGUGGAAGCGGGUAGAACCUCUGCAGUUAUUGCUUGAACUAAACCUGGGAAAGGAGAGGGAGAUACCGUCCCCAAAGCUAUCGAUGUCACGCCUUCAAUGAGCAUGAUCAGGUCUGGGAGAUUUCCAAGUCCCUCCCCCGCAUUUACAAAAGACUAGAACUGUCUAAUUUUAAAGACUUUCUGGUUACACUUCUCUACAACCCCCUCCCAAGGUUUGUUGUUCAGUAACUGCCUGGAAAAUAUUUCUGUCUCCCCUAAAUCCCUGUGUUCUCCUCUGUGGAAACAGAGAAAGCAAGUAGCACCUGAGUCCUCGGUUCACUCAGCAUUCUCUUCUGGCUAAAUCACCUUGGUUCCUUUAAACAUGCCACAAAGGCCUGAUGGUCUUAAAUUUGAAAUUCUAACUGUCAUCUCCAUUUGUCUUUGAGCCACCAACCCAUAACUGGCUAUGGUACUUGAGUAAGAGCCUUGCUGGGCCAAAGUGAGAAGAUUACCUCAAUGUUCCAGGAUGUUUUCCACCCAGUUUUGCACCUGACUUUCUCUUUCUCUCCUACUCACCCCCCCUUUUUUUUGUAUGUGGUCUCUAUAAAACUCACAUAGUCAGCUGAGCUCUCAGUUAAGGACCCUCCUUCUCUGGCAUCCUAGCACACAGAUAAUUUUUCUUUAAUCUGUAUUUAUACUAUAUUUUCCCUCUAUCUUAAAGAAUUUACCUUGAAUUCACUUGUUUUUACUAAGGUACAAAUCCCUAUUGUCCUACCAGCAGCAUCUGAUAUCAUCAUCUGAUAUCAUCUAUAGGCCUGGGAGCAUUUUAUCUACUUUAUCAUUGAUCUUCCUGAUGAAGAGAUUUUGUUUUUAAGAAAAAUGGAUGACCCAGAACUAACCCCUUUGGACUACCCUUGGUUUCCUUCUAGGUUUGGUGCGGCCAAUUUCAUGCCCCCCUAAGAAUGACAGAGUAUGGAUUUAAAUUCAUCAGCCCAUUGGUUGAAUGCGUUAUGCAGAUGCAAAUCAGUAUCUGUACUAAAAUCAAGAUCAUUACUUUGAGCUCUACCUCAGUUUACCAUUCUAAUCAUCCUAUUACAGGAAGAGAUUAAUGAGACACUGCUACCUUUCAAAGUCACACUGCUGGUUGCUUGCCUAUGGCCUAAUUUCACAAAUGAAUUGAGUAGUGAUUUUUUUUUUCUCAUUUCCAAGAACGGUAAAAUUUCAAACCUCUGAAUCUUCAGAACCAUCCUUUUUACCCAUUUUGAAAAAGAGGCCCAGCUCUGCACCCUGCCCAACCCCUCGCCGCUUCUCCUGAGCUUUAAUGGUCCUUCAGUACCUUCGGGACACCAUGGAGACCCAGUGGAGACUGAGUUUUGAAUAGCACUCAGCCUUUUAAACAGACCUCCACAUCCCUAGGAAGUUGAGACUUUCCUAAAUAAUCUCUCAGUUCUUUAAAAUAAUAAGGAUUCUUAAAAACCAUCUUCCUUCUGAAAUGGAAGAGUAAGAAGUUAACAGAGGGUGUGGAAAGGGCACAGGUGUUUUGAAUCUCCUUUUUUAAAUGUCUUAAGAGCUUUAGCCUUAGCUUUUCCGAUCUUACUCCUGUCAGCUCAUUCCUGCAGGCUGCUCCCUGGCAGUCCCGCCCAGUGUCUCCUCUCUUGGGUGUUUUUCUCCCUAGGGUGGAAUGAGGAUUGCCUUUCUCCCCCUCCAGUCAGGACUCUGCCGCCUUGGCUAGCAGGGGACAUGCUGCUGCAGACCGUCAGAUCCUCAAGGCUGUGCCUUCUUUCAGGAGACAGCUCCUAAUACUCUCCCAUCACUUCCUUACCUUGCCUGUGUCCAUCCUUUCUCCCUGUGCUUCUGUUUUCACCUUGAGGCUCUUUUUUUUUUCAAUUCCAAGUGAAGAGUAUGACCUCAGAGUAAGGACUCAGUAAGGACUCACCUAUCCUUUGUUGAGUUAAAGUCCUCAGAUUCCAGGAAUAAGACAGGGUGGCCACAUCACAGAGGAGCCACAAUAACACCUAGUAAAGCCCAUUAAAAGCUGCUGCAGCUGAGAAGGUUGGCCUGGUACACAGCCUUCUUUACCAGCCACGGCUGCAGCGCACAGAGGGAAGGGGGAGAGGAGAGAAAAUGAGACCUUGAGACAUUCUGUCCCCAGCUUCAAGGAUCUUCAUGUGCAGUUUCGGGAGGGAGUCAUUUUGAUGAUAGUUCUACAAAGAUUACCUGACUCCACUUACACAAGAAUGUGUAUUCAUAGCUGAUAUUAACUGUAUGUUCUUAUCGCAUCCAUAGGAUCCACUGAAGUAGAUUUGCCAAGUCAGCCUUUAGAAUUGGGUUGCGGGUUUUGGGAGUGGAUUGUUAGGAUGGAGAGGAAGGUGCUCAGGACACAGUUUCUGAUAAGUGUCAUGUAAACUGUUGAAACCUGUUGACUGGCGCUUUGUAGAGCUCUGUGUUCAUGUUCAGUGUCGACACCACUGUUCACCAAUUUUACCCGUCUUCACACAACACAAUCUGGCCUUGGUGCCCCUUGAGCCAUAGAUUAUUCUAUAGAAUAUUAGAAUAUAGAAUAGAAUUAGAAUAUAGAAUAUCUAUAUUCCAUAGAAUAUAGAAUAAUUUAUAGCAGGGUUCCACUCAGUCUGCAAUGGUCAUGAACAGUUAUCAAUAGCUAUAGAGCUCCAAGAGUCAAAUUGUAUCAGUUAAGAGUUUUCCACGUUUGCAGGUUUUGCCAUUCCCAAAAUGGGUUCAUAAUUAAAUUAAAGAAAAGGCAAAAGGAGGUAGGUUAGUAGUGAGACAGUCCUUAGCAGUUAGGGAUGACACAAUUUCUGGAGUCUACAAACUAAAGAAAUUUUAAUCUGAUCAUUGCAGCCUCUGAAAUCCAAAGUUAAAGAGCCUGUGGGUCUGUCCAAGUGGAGUUAGAAGACUUCAGAUUUGGGAUGACACUCAUUUAUUACUGACCAUAGCAGUGAAGAGGCCACGAAUGCAGGAAAUGGGCUUGGGACUCGGUCUUACUUUCAAUGAUCCACCACAGAGACCCUGAGACACAGAGCAGCUUAGAACUGAAGGCACCACGGUGUGUAAAUAGAGCCCUCUACUCCAGACCACCCCCUGAGCUGAGAACACAACCUCCAGCUGGGCUGGAGUGUCAAGCUUGGUGCAGGGUGACUUUAGCAAAGCUUUGUCAGACUGAUAAAACAAACUGGAAUUUGAGCUUUCACUUAACCCUAGUAUACUUUCUUUAAAAAAAAAUGAAUAAUAAUAAUCUAUGUGGUAUAAUCGAGAUGGAUACCUGUAUCUUUAAAUUAUGUAGGGAAUUUUGUAUGUUUAAUUGUACUGGGAUCCAUAAUGCUUAUCUUAGAAACUGUUUAGUAAAAGAAAAUAUAUAAACUGUGCAUUUGUGAAUGCCCCCCUUAGAGCAUUCAUCCAAGUUCAAUGUGUAGUGUGAUGGUUAUUAUAGAUAUUUAAAGUAUAGUAAGUGGCUGUGUAACAGGAGAGACUGCUAUUUACCUACGUACUUAAGGGCAACUCCUGCCCACGUAUUUAAAUCGGUAUUGUCCUUUCCUGUCGGUUUGAUCAGUUGCAGUACUGGUAGCUUCCUGCUUGUGACUGUUACCUAAUCGUGUCGAUGUACAUCUGUAGUAUGUACAUGUGAAAGUGCCUUUCUAUUUUAGAGGAGUCUUAGCCUUGCUCUUGUGCCGUUGCCCCGCGCUCCUCCCCGCCCACCUGCUCCUCCUGGUUCCCGCUGCCCACCUGAGUGUUUGGAAACGUCCUCUCUCCCGGCUUCUCCGGCCCCGCCUUCCUGUGCCUCGGUGCUCAGUAGUGUCCCGUCCUGCAUCCUCGUCCGUCAUCAGACUGUCUCGUCCUCCUCGUAGACGUGAUUGUGCCUUUCUCACCCCACCACACACACACACCGUUCCUCCCCUGCCCCGUCCACCCCCCGCUCGCGUGCUGCUGACUGCCACCGUGUCGCCCAGGCCCUGUGCUGCCUCUUACCACACAUCCCCUCCUCUCCGAGGCGAGAAUCAAGGGGAAUGCUUUUACAGUUCUGGAAGAAGAAAAAAAAACAAAAACAUGUUUUGUUAAUCUGUUGUGACAAUGCACUUUUAUGUAUAGUACUGUACAUUUUGGCAUGUACCAUUACAGGCUGCGGUAUACAGUCAGGUUUGUUCUCCACGGUGUAUCUUUAUAAUAAAUAAGAUAGUCCUGGCUGCCUUUGUC
Microcebus murinus (gray mouse lemur) is the source of this 8297-nucleotide messenger RNA. It is a transcript of the gene SRGAP1, whose product is annotated as SLIT-ROBO Rho GTPase activating protein 1. Gene Ontology annotation, molecular function: protein binding; GTPase activator activity. Lineage: Eukaryota; Metazoa; Chordata; Mammalia; Primates; Cheirogaleidae. Gene Ontology annotation, biological process: signal transduction. The record is from RefSeq and is a predicted model, not a curated record.